AUGCUAAAAUGGUACCGGGAUUGCAAAGUCAUUCCAGGGGAAGCUCUAACAGCGCAGCACAGACUAUUAGUAGCAGUCAUGCAACUUCCGAAACCGGUUAGGACCCACGUAGACAAAACCGAGCGAAUAAAAUGGAAGAUCAUACACAGUGCCAAGGGUAACCAUUUCAUCGACCGCAUAAAAACCUAUUUAAACCAAGAUAUUGAUGACAAAGAAAAGCCGGCGCACGAAAAGUGGACAGAUUUCGAAACGUAUUGCCAGGAAAACGCAAGAAAGAUACUGGGCGUAUCUAAAGGCCGCCUUGCUAUGGCAAAAGACACUACAUGGUGGAAUAGCAAUAUCAAAGAAUUAAUCAAUGCUAAGCGCGACGCGUUUAAACUAUGCCAAAAAGCUGGACUAGAGGAGGACCGAGAGGGUUACAAAACGUUGAAAACCAUAACAAAAGCUGCAGUCGCGCAAACAAGAGCAAUGUCUAACCAAAAGUUCUAUGAGAAAUUGGAAAGCGCCCCGGAUGAAACUACCAUAUUCAAAAUUGCUAAACAACGUCACAAAUCACUGGAUAUCAAGUGCUAUCUUUGUCACAUAUACAAAAAUAAAGGCGACGUCGCUAAUUGUAACAACUACAGGGGUAUAAAGUUAACAUCGCACACCCUAAAGCUGUGGGAACGAGUAAUUGGAGCACGGAUAACAGCGAUUGCUAAAACCACAGAAAACCAGUUCGGCUUUACUGCAGGAAGAUCUACCAUAGAGGCUAUACAGACUUUAAGAAUACUUAUGGACAAAUAUAAAAUAAAUAAGGAAAAUCUGUAUAUGGUCUUCAUAGACCUCGAAAAGGCAUUCGAUAGGGUACCGAGAAAGCUGGUAUGGCAGUCGCUCCGAUCGCAGAAAGUGCCUGAAGUUUACAUUGACUUGAUCUGA
Messenger RNA from Cydia splendana, 918 nucleotides. RefSeq lists its product as uncharacterized. The record is from RefSeq and is a predicted model, not a curated record. Lineage: Eukaryota; Metazoa; Arthropoda; Insecta; Lepidoptera; Tortricidae. Bases 1 to 918 code for a protein of 305 amino acids. The transcript has a single exon.